Molecule: messenger RNA, 1039 nt
Organism: Suillus discolor
Lineage: Eukaryota; Fungi; Basidiomycota; Agaricomycetes; Boletales; Suillaceae
Product: NRDE protein-domain-containing protein
Exons: 5
Coding region: 64-939 (291 amino acids)
Biological process (GO): protein secretion; Golgi organization
Cellular component (GO): Golgi apparatus
Source: RefSeq, a predicted model, not a curated record
CGCUCAGUGAGAACAGCCGACGUUCAAAUCUUGAUUUGCGCCUGAAAUAACCAACCAUCAAGAAUGUGCGUUGGUUUUUACACGCUCGAGCACCCGGAAUAUGCCCUUGUACUUUGCAGUAACCGUGACGAAUACCUCGAACGACCCACCGAAUUCGCUUGCUUUCAUUCAUUCGAUAAGCCAAAGGAGCAUAGGCUUCCAGAGGGAAAUAUUCUCUCUGGCAUUGACGUUCGUGCCGGUGGAACCUGGUUGGGUGUCAAUCGGUCCGGAAGACUUGCCUUUUUAACGAACAUCACAGAAGAGUACAAGACGUAUGGUUCUUCCAGGGGCGACCUCGUUGCCAAUUUUCUUUCGUCCAAUUCAGAAGAGGACGUACAGAAUCUUAUCCCUCCCGGUGCUAAAUAUGCAGGCUUUAAUUUAUUACUCUUGACACCAUCUACCCGUGGCGAACACGACUUGACGUUCGAUGGAACGUAUGUCACCAACCAUGGCGGAGGAGGAACGAUCAUUAUCCGUCCGUUGACUGAUACCGAAAGAAGAUGCGGAGGGUUGUCAAACGGAAUUGAUGGUAAAGGUGCUGAAUUGUGGCCAAAAGUCCAACACGGGCUUCAUUUGUUCGAAUCAAUCAUCAAGGCGGUCUCGCCGACCACGCCGGAGAAGGAACUAGCCGACAAUCUGUUUGAGCUAUUGACUUGGAAGGCUUCGCAGCCGCCAAGCGCACGCUCAGAGCUGAGGAAUACAGUCCAGGUGGAACCAUUUAUAAUGCAGGGGUCGCGAGAAUUCUAUGGAACGCGUCUUUCGACGGUGAUACUUGUGAAAAGAACCGGGGAAGUGUUGUUUAUCGAAAGAGAUAUAUGGAAGCUCGUUGAUGCCAAGCCCGUAAUGUCAGAUCAGUCCUCGCAGCGUGAAUUCCGUUUUGUAUUGGAGCCGGUUCAUUAAUGAUGUAUGUCUAUGUAGUUCGCCGCACGUUGUAUGAUGAUAGUACAGGGCAUGUAAUAUACAAGUGCUGUAGUUUUUUUACUACUCUAAGGCACAAGAG